Boeremia exigua is the source of this 165-nucleotide messenger RNA. RefSeq lists its product as uncharacterized. The transcript has a single exon. The annotation marks the transcript as partial. Lineage: Eukaryota; Fungi; Ascomycota; Dothideomycetes; Pleosporales; Didymellaceae. The record is from RefSeq and is a predicted model, not a curated record.
UACUCUAGCUAUUCUAAGGUGUAUGCUGACUUAGAUAUUAAUAUUAUAUAUAUAGGAACGCCACACGCAUUUUACGCACGCAACUGCCUUGAUGCUAUUGCAGCUAGUAAACAUGUUUUAUAUAAAAAGCUAUUUACUCUUAUAGCUUCUAAAGCUAAGGAAGUC